This is a messenger RNA of Seriola aureovittata, 1252 nucleotides long. Its product is annotated as thymosin beta-12. The transcript is spliced from 3 exons. The record is from RefSeq and is a predicted model, not a curated record. Gene Ontology annotation, cellular component: cytoplasm. Bases 161 to 295 code for a protein of 44 amino acids. Lineage: Eukaryota; Metazoa; Chordata; Actinopteri; Carangiformes; Carangidae. Gene Ontology annotation, molecular function: actin monomer binding. Gene Ontology annotation, biological process: actin filament organization; regulation of cell migration.
GGGGACACAGGAGGAUGGAGGAGAGCCGGUGAUGUCAGAGUCAUUAGCAUAUUUCUGACUAUAUCAGAUGCUUGCGCAAAGACGCGCCACUACUGCUGCAACGCACUGACCAGAGACCUUCCAGACAUCCCGUCAGCCAACGCUCCGACUCUCUGCAACCAUGAGUGACAAGCCUGAUAUCUCAGAGGUGACCAGCUUCGACAAGACCAAGCUGAAGAAGACAGAGACGCAGGAGAAGAAUCCCCUGCCUUCAAAAGAAACCAUUGAACAGGAGAAGGCAGCGGCGACGUCGUGAAGCCCCUCCCUCCCGUCAUGCACUGUACACCCCCCCCUCCUCCCGCAUUGCCUUGUUUUCAGUCACUUCUUUUAGCUGUAUAACUUUGUAACCGAAAUUAUGAAACGACAAACAUAACCAACCUGCACAGCCUGUGGACGGAUGACGCCUUUCGUCAGGGCAACCGGGCGGCCCCCGUCCCCCGUCCCCUCCCUUCCAUCAGCAAACACCACCUUCACCACCUUCACGCUUGUCUUUCUGUCGGGAGAUGAGGAAGAUUUGCCUAGAGACGGAAGCAGGGGAGGAGGAGCAGGGGACUGCAGAAGACAGUCCUCAAGGUGCACGCCUCUUCUUUAACACCUUCACCACCAAAAUCGACGUGCAACGGAGAGGCCCGAGGGACGGGGCGUGGCCUCUGUCCCAGGAAGCUCAUCAUCGUCUCCCCAAAACCACCAACACCCAACUUCCUGUGUGGCUGCUUUUGCGCCAAAGCUGAGGCGUCAAGCUUAUUAUUUUUCGUUUUUAUUGUUUUUUCGUCUUCUAAUUUUCGGAAAAUGCACAACUUUGUUUGUACGCUGGCCAAAAUGUAAAUGCCCCAAAAAUUGAUACUGUUGUCUGUCACAAUGUUUUUUUCUUUUGUAUGUACACGAGGAUUAAAAAAAAAGUGUAACGGAUUCCACCUUGAUCUGGGAGAUACUCAAAUGGACCUUUAUUUACGGUUUAAUUGUAACAUACUUUGGCUUUUUGUCAGAGUUAUUCGGGAUAGCUUUUGUGUUGCAAUCUGUCUCUGAAUUGUCUCAAAUGAGGAAAAACAAAAAAAAAUACUGGCAAUUGAUUCCAUGUGUUUGCUUUCAACCGUAGAUCAAAAUUCUUUGGAGUUUUGUAAAGUCCCAGCAGUCAUAUUACUCUGCCACAAACCAUUACCAGAAAUGGAAAACCGUGAAAUGUUGUAAUAAAAAAGAAUUUGUUACUAAAGAA